Leopardus geoffroyi (Geoffroy's cat) is the source of this 1077-nucleotide messenger RNA. RefSeq lists its product as uncharacterized. Gene Ontology annotation, biological process: virion assembly. The record is from RefSeq and is a predicted model, not a curated record. Lineage: Eukaryota; Metazoa; Chordata; Mammalia; Carnivora; Felidae.
AUGUGGUCCUCAGCCUCCAUGCACUUGUGGCGUCCAGAGGCGCUAGCUAACAUGAUGAUGUUAAGCUGGAGAAGCCUGGAGGCUUGUGAGGAUAAACUUGAAGAACAUUACAACGUCCUCAUUCAGGCUGACCUGAAAGCCCUGUGGUGCCAUAACUGCAUCUUCCCCAAACACAUAACAAGUAAAAGACAAAAUGUGUUUUAUAAGUCAACUCAUACUGGUCAUAUCAUCUACAUGGUGGAGGAGGAAGGUGAGGUCCCAGAGGACCCCAGUAUGGAGAAGCCCCAUCACUAUUGGCCUUUUGCCACUAGUGACCUCUACAAUUGGAAAGCUCAGAAUCCUAAGUUUUCCAAGAAACUGGCAGGGCUUAUUGAUUUAUUAGACUCUGCUCUUUUUACUCAUCAGCCCACGUGGGAUGAUUGCCAGCAGCUUUUGCAGGUCCUGUUCACGACUGAGGAAAGAGAAAGAAUCCUCAAUGAGGCCCGAAAACUAGUUCCAGGAGCAGACGGGAAUCCCACCACCAACCAGGCUCAGAUAGAUGUCUCCUUCCCCUUAACUCGGCCCCAGUGGGAUUUCAACAUGGCAGAAGGUAAGGAGCAGCUCCGGGUCUACCGCCAGACUCUAAUGGGGGGUCUCCGAAUGGCUGCUAGAAAGCCAACCAAUUUGGCCAAGGUAGGAAAUGUACAACAGGGAAAAGAUGAAUCUCCUGCUGCCUUUUUAGAACAGAUCAUGGAGGCAUUCCGUACCUAACCCAUGGAUCCAGAGGCUCCAGAAAGCAAGGCAGCUGUUAUCAUGGCCUUUGUAAACCAAUCGGCCAUAGACAUUAGGAGAAAAUUACAGAAAAUAGAUAGACUAGGAGAAAAAAGUCUGCAGGACUUACUGGUGGUAGCCAAAAAGGUAUAUAAUAACCGGGAGUCUCCUGAGGACAAGCAGGCUCAUGCCAUGGUGGCUGCCAGCAGUAAGCAGACUCGAGACCUGGUCAGAAUACUACUAGCUACCACUGCUGACUCCCCCGAGGAACGAGACCACUGUCUCUGGCAGCUGGCAGAUGAUGCAAGAAAAGGUAAAGGAACCACC